Guyanagaster necrorhizus is the source of this 567-nucleotide messenger RNA. RefSeq lists its product as uncharacterized. Lineage: Eukaryota; Fungi; Basidiomycota; Agaricomycetes; Agaricales; Physalacriaceae. The coding region runs from base 57 to 404 and encodes 115 amino acids. The record is from RefSeq and is a predicted model, not a curated record. The transcript has 3 exons.
AUCUCCCAUUUCUGCAACAAUUGAGGGUACCAGAACCUCUUCUUCAUCCUGUGGCCAUGAGUCAGAGGUAUGAGAUUCAUCAAUCAACACAAAGAUCCCCAGGAUAUGGUCCACAGGCAUCUAAGCGCUUCUCACACCAAUCCUCAAGGAAACGGCCAAUAGGACAUUCAACAAUUCUCUGGGCAAACUUCAAGGUCCAAGUUUGUGACUUUGAUACCUCACUUGGGAGCCCAAAAGGAUCUCCAUGCUGCAAGAUAGAAGGAUCUCGUGUUUGUACAGGAUCCAGUAGAUUAAAACCCACUCUAUCAAUAGACAUUAAAUCGGAUGCUAGAGGAGGCAAGACCAGGAGGGCGGGAGCAACUCCCAGAAGCGACCAUGCCAUUUCGGGGACAAUUGCGUUCUAAAUGGCCCUUCUCAUGACAUUUAAAGCAGCGACCCUCAGCUAUUAGCUCAUUCUUUGUUGGCCCAGAUGAGCUCUGUCCACUAGAGGAUGGCUUCAGUGGCCUUGGCUGAUUAUUUGGCUGGCUGUUCUUGAAUCAUGGUGGUCCACCAUGAUUACUUGGCUCA